Molecule: messenger RNA, 600 nt
Organism: Medicago truncatula (barrel medic)
Lineage: Eukaryota; Viridiplantae; Streptophyta; Magnoliopsida; Fabales; Fabaceae
Product: VQ motif-containing protein 20
Exons: 1
Coding region: 1-600 (199 amino acids)
Cellular component (GO): nucleus
Source: RefSeq, a predicted model, not a curated record
AUGAACUUCCCUAACGAUACUACCUAUGGAAGAUCACCAAUUCAAAGAGGACACCAACUACAAGGACCUCGCCCUACACCUCUAAGGAUAAACAAAAACUCUCAUAAGAUAAAAAAACCACCGUUAGCCCCGCAAGCCCAACCUCGCCUACCGGUCAUCAUUUACAUGGUCUCUCCAAAGAUAAUCCACACCACACCAAGUGAAUUCAUGAGCCUAGUUCAACGUCUCACCGGUUCUUCUUCUUCCUCAUCCAAUAAUGUAUCAAUGUCGAAUGAUUCUUUAAACGACAAUACUAGCUAUGAAAUGACAACCUUCAUUGCGGCACCUUGUGCCACAAUAGAGAAGGCUAGAGAACCAAAUCAAGAUAUUAAGAAAGAACAUCAAAGUAGUAAUUGUGGUGAAGAAACAAAAUAUUUGUUUAACGGGGUUUUCUCGCCAUCGUCAUUGUUUUUGGAUCCCGACAUCAUUAAGUUCAUUAAUGACUUGAGUCCAGUUCUUUCAAGUGAUAGAAAUUUUAUGAAAAAUAGUUUCAUCAUGCCAAAUCCUUCAUAUGGUGUUUCGCCUCCUCCCCCAUCUAUAGACUUGUUCAACAAUUUCUAA